Messenger RNA from Malaclemys terrapin pileata, 6453 nucleotides. RefSeq lists its product as uncharacterized. Gene Ontology annotation, molecular function: nucleic acid binding. Gene Ontology annotation, biological process: DNA integration. The record is from RefSeq and is a predicted model, not a curated record. NCBI's taxonomy places the organism in Eukaryota, Metazoa, Chordata, Testudines, Emydidae. The annotation marks the transcript as partial. The transcript is spliced from 3 exons.
CUCCGCACCUCCAUCUAUCACCCCCAGACCGAUGGACUAGUGGAAAGGUUCAACCGGACGCUGAAAGGGAUGCUGCGUCGGUUUCCCCCGGAAGACCUUCGCCAGUGGGACCAGCUCCUUCCACCCUUGCUUCUGGCAAUACGAGAGGUUCCCCAGGCAUCGACUAAGUUCUCCCCUUUUGAAUUGUUAUAUGGGCGACGACCCCGGGGCCUGCUGGAUCUCAUGAGGGAGACCUGGGAACAGGCUCCUUCCCCGGCCCAGGGUCUCCUGCAGUAUGUGCUGCAACUACAGGAGCGUCUAAGGCAGGCGGGGGAUCUGGCACGGGAAAAUUUAAAAGCCGCCCAGGACACACAAGCCCAGACGUAUAAUCGAGGGGCACAGACUCGGGACUUCCAACCGGGUGACCGGGUAUUACUCCUCCUCCCGUCCAGUGAGUCGAAGAUCCUGGCCCGGUGGCAGGGGCCCUAUGAGGUAGUCAGGAAAGUGGGCCCGGUCACGUAUGAAAUAAAUCAGCCGGACCGGAGGAAGAAGAACCAACGCUACCACGUCAACCUCCUGAAGCCCUGGAAAGAGCGAGAAGGGCUGUUGAUCAACCCCUACCCGCCCGAACCGGAACUGGGACCCCAGGUUCCCCUUUCCGGGGACACCGAGGAACCCCAGCUCGGGGAGAACUUAACCGAGGAACAGCUCCGCCAGACUCGGUGCCUCCUCCAAGCCUUCUCCCACACUUUCACGGACCAGCCGGGACACACCUCCCUCGUACACCAUCGGAUCCAAACAGAACCCGGGGUGGUGAUACGGGGGACGACCCGGCCCCUGCCCUACCAUAGGAGACAGGUCGUGGAGAAGGAGGUGCGGGCGAUGUUGGAUCUAGGGGUGAUAGAGCCAUCCCAGAGCGAGUGGCGUAGCCCCGUGGUGUUGGUGCCUAAACCCGACGGGUCACAGCGGUUCUGCAUUGACUUCCGCCGCGUCAACGCCAUCUCCAAAUUUGAUGCCUAUCCCAUGCCUCGGAUAGAUGAGCUGUUGGCCCGCCUGGGAGGGGCCCGCUACAUCACCACCCUGGACCUGAGUAAGGGCUACUGGCAGAUCCCCCUAGAGCCCGCCUCCCGUGAGAAGACUGCCUUUGCCACCCCCACAGGUCUCUAUCAGUUCACCAGGAUGCCCUUCGGCCUCCACGGGGCCCCGGCCACCUUUCAGCGCCUGAUGGACCGCCUCCUCCAGCCCCAUCAAGAAUACGCGGCCGCGUAUUUAGACGACGUUGUCAUCUAUAGUCCGCAAUGGGAGACCCACCUGGAGAGAGUCGCAGCCGUCCUGAGAUCCCUGCGGGAGGCCGGCUUAACCGCCAAUCCAAAAAAAUGCCGCAUCGGCUGGCAAGAGACUAAGUACCUGGGGUAUGCUAUCGGGCAUGGGCAGGUAAAACCCCUGAUCGGGAAGGUCCAGGCAAUUGCAAACUGCCCCCCGCCAACCACAAAGCGCCAGGUGCGGCAAUUCCUAGGCUUGGCCGGAUAUUAUCGGCGGUUCAUCCCCCAGUUCGCGGCAAUCGCAGCCCCCUUAACGGGGCUCCUAACAAAGGACAGCCCACGGCAGGUGAUCUGGACUACCGAGUGCGACAGGGCCUUUCGGACUCUUAAGAAGUGCCUCUGCAGCGAGCCGGUCUUGUAUAGCCCCGAUUUUAACCUGCCAUUUGUCUUGCAGACAGACGCCUCGGAAGUGGGACUCGGGGCGGUCUUAUCCCAAGACGUAGGGGGCGAGGAACAUCCCGUCCUAUACAUUAGCCGGAAACUGUUCCCACGCGAAAAGAACUAUGCGGUGGUCGAGAAAGAGGCCCUAGCCGUGAAGUGGGCUUGUGAAGCUCUCCGCUAUUACAUCCUGGGAGUCCCCUUCACCCUAGUCACCGACCACUCCGCCCUUCAGUGGUUAGGCCGCAUGAAGGACCACAACAUGCGGCUGCAACGAUGGUACCUGGCGCUCCAGCCGUUUGCUUUCACGGUCCGCCAUCGGGCUGGUAAGGAGCACGCAAACGCGGAUUUCCUUUCCCGGUUGGGGGGUGUGGAAUGGGCUGGCCCCGCUGCACGGGAACCAGCCUUGGGGGGGGGGUCGUGUAGUGAGGCGGCCUGGGCCCCGACGGCCCCUGAGGGAGAGGAGCCUGAAUUGGCACCCAAGUGGGCGGAGCCACCGCCACCUGUUCCCGCCCCCCGGAAGUCAAGGGGCGGGACAGGACUCCUGACCCGCAUGACCGAGAGUCAGGAGCAACAACAGGCGGCCCCGGUGCGAUACCAGCAGGAGUACCAGGCCGCCCACCUGCAGCAGCAGCAGCAACUCAUAGAGCAGCUGGGGGCCCAACAACGGCAGCUGAUCGCGGACCUGGUUACCCAACAGCAGGAUUUCCAGCAGAAGUGUAUCCAGCAGCUUGCCGCGGCCCUAGUCCGCCCGGGGGAACCCCUGUCUGGGGUCGCCCCAGGGGCCCCGCGACCCAGCCCCCCAGUACGGUUGACGAAGAUGGGACCCGAGGAUGACCCCGAGGCUUUCCUCGUGACCUUUGAGAGGGUGGCUAUUGUGGCCGGCUGGGUCCCGGAGCAGUGGGCCACCAUCCUGGCCCCCUACCUAACGGGGACUGCCCAGACGGUCUACCGAGGCCUGUCGGUAGAGGCGGCCAGGGACUACAACCUAGUGAAGGCCGCUAUUCUGGACGCCCUGGACGUAAGCCCCGAGACCUACCGACGACGGUUCAGGGGCCUGGCCUACUCCCCGGGGGCCCGCCCGCGGAUGGUGGCUCAGGAGCUACGAGAGACCUGUCGAAAGUGGCUACAACCUGAGCGCCGGACAGCGGAGGAACUGAUGGAGCAGGUGGUUCUGGAGCAAUUUACGCAGGUACUCCCGCCAAGGGGAAGAUCCUGGGUCCUCCGCCACCGGCCGACGACGGUCUCUGCGGCCGUCACGUUAAUGGAAGACUUCCUUGCGGCGGAGGUCCCGGCGGGGGCCGCUGGUCGGGCGGUCCCGGUUCGCACGGAGCACCCCAACCCAGAAAAGAGGGGGCCGCCCUCCCGGGCAGCCCCGAGUGCUCCCGCCCGUAGCAUGGAGGGCCGGGCUCGGGUGGCCGCACCCUCCGGGAGGCUCACACGGACCCCGGCAGGCCCCGCCGGGGGAUACCGUCGGACCCCCCCCGUGGAUGACCCCGGGGCUCGGCCGCAGCUAGAGCGAGCCACGGCCCUCGGCCCACCAGCGGACAACCACCUGGCGAAGAUUCCCCUGCAGUGUAUACACGGGGAUGUGCGACGCUACCCCAGCACGCGGGCCCAACUAACCAUCGAUGGGGUCACCCGGCAGAUGACGGUGGGGCUGGCGCCCCGGUUGGCAUACCCGGUGAUCCUGGGGCGGGACUGGCCCACCUUUAACGCCGUUUUACGCCGCCGGCUCGAGGGUAACCCGCAGGCCACGCCAGCGUUGGGAGGGGAGUCCCCGGGGACUGAGGACGACGAGAUAGACAACCCCGUCCCCGCCAAUCCCCCGGGGGGGCGAGAAGACCCUCCUCGGGGGGGGGACUCCUCGGCGCCCACAGAUUUCUGCCGGGACCAACGGGCCGACCCCACCCUCAGACGGGCCUACGAACAGCUGGCCUCCGUAGACGGGACUAUUCUUGACCCCCAGCGUGCGGCGCAGUGGCCGCAUUUUGAGUUACGACAAGAACGCCUGUACCGCGUGGAGAAGGACCCCCGUACGGGGGACAUCCGGACACAGCUUCUCGUGCCGCGGUGUCACCGCCGGGCGGUCAUGAAACUGGCCCACGACGUCCCGGCGGCAGGGCACCUCGGGCAUGACAAAACGCUGGCCAGGAUUUUGGGGCGUUUCUUCUGGCCCGGGGUAUAUCAAGACGUAAAGGACUAUUGCAAGUCAUGUCCAGAGUGCCAGUUGGCCGCCCCUGCCCAGACCCCUAAGGCACCCUUGGUGCCGAUGCCUCUUAUGGAAACCCCCUUCGAACGCGUGGCCGUGGACCUGGUGGGGCCCCUCCCGAAGAGCAGCGCAGGGUUCCAAUACAUCUUAGUAAUGAUGGACUAUGCCACCAGGUUCCCUGAAGCCGUUCCUCUCCGGAACAUCUCGGCCCGCACCAUUGCUAUGGAACUGGUCAAGAUCUUCGCCCGCGUCGGACUGCCCCGGGAGCUACUCACGGAUCAAGGGACCAAUUUUACAUCCCGGCUGCUCAAGCAAGUCUGUGAGAUCCUAGGGGUCAAGCAACUCCGCACCUCCAUCUAUCACCCCCAGACCGAUGGACUAGUGGAAAGGUUCAACCGGACGCUGAAAGGGAUGCUGCGUCGGUUUCCCCCGGAAGACCUUCGCCAGUGGGACCAGCUCCUUCCACCCUUGCUUCUGGCAAUACGAGAGGUUCCCCAGGCAUCGACUAAGUUCUCCCCUUUUGAAUUGUUAUAUGGGCGACGACCCCGGGGCCUGCUGGAUCUCAUGAGGGAGACCUGGGAACAGGCUCCUUCCCCGGCCCAGGGUCUCCUGCAGUAUGUGCUGCAACUACAGGAGCGUCUAAGGCAGGCGGGGGAUCUGGCACGGGAAAAUUUAAAAGCCGCCCAGGACACACAAGCCCAGACGUAUAAUCGAGGGGCACAGACUCGGGACUUCCAACCGGGUGACCGGGUAUUACUCCUCCUCCCGUCCAGUGAGUCGAAGAUCCUGGCCCGGUGGCAGGGGCCCUAUGAGGUAGUCAGGAAAGUGGGCCCGGUCACGUAUGAAAUAAAUCAGCCGGACCGGAGGAAGAAGAACCAACGCUACCACGUCAACCUCCUGAAGCCCUGGAAAGAGCGAGAAGGGCUGUUGAUCAACCCCUACCCGCCCGAACCGGAACUGGGACCCCAGGUUCCCCUUUCCGGGGACACCGAGGAACCCCAGCUCGGGGAGAACUUAACCGAGGAACAGCUCCGCCAGACUCGGUGCCUCCUCCAAGCCUUCUCCCACACUUUCACGGACCAGCCGGGACACACCUCCCUCGUACACCAUCGGAUCCAAACAGAACCCGGGGUGGUGAUACGGGGGACGACCCGGCCCCUGCCCUACCAUAGGAGACAGGUCGUGGAGAAGGAGGUGCGGGCGAUGUUGGAUCUAGGGGUGAUAGAGCCAUCCCAGAGCGAGUGGCGUAGCCCCGUGGUGUUGGUGCCUAAACCCGACGGGUCACAGCGGUUCUGCAUUGACUUCCGCCGCGUCAACGCCAUCUCCAAAUUUGAUGCCUAUCCCAUGCCUCGGAUAGAUGAGCUGUUGGCCCGCCUGGGAGGGGCCCGCUACAUCACCACCCUGGACCUGAGUAAGGGCUACUGGCAGAUCCCCCUAGAGCCCGCCUCCCGUGAGAAGACUGCCUUUGCCACCCCCACAGGUCUCUAUCAGUUCACCAGGAUGCCCUUCGGCCUCCACGGGGCCCCGGCCACCUUUCAGCGCCUGAUGGACCGCCUCCUCCAGCCCCAUCAAGAAUACGCGGCCGCGUAUUUAGACGACGUUGUCAUCUAUAGUCCGCAAUGGGAGACCCACCUGGAGAGAGUCGCAGCCGUCCUGAGAUCCCUGCGGGAGGCCGGCUUAACCGCCAAUCCAAAAAAAUGCCGCAUCGGCUGGCAAGAGACUAAGUACCUGGGGUAUGCUAUCGGGCAUGGGCAGGUAAAACCCCUGAUCGGGAAGGUCCAGGCAAUUGCAAACUGCCCCCCGCCAACCACAAAGCGCCAGGUGCGGCAAUUCCUAGGCUUGGCCGGAUAUUAUCGGCGGUUCAUCCCCCAGUUCGCGGCAAUCGCAGCCCCCUUAACGGGGCUCCUAACAAAGGACAGCCCACGGCAGGUGAUCUGGACUACCGAGUGCGACAGGGCCUUUCGGACUCUUAAGAAGUGCCUCUGCAGCGAGCCGGUCUUGUAUAGCCCCGAUUUUAACCUGCCAUUUGUCUUGCAGACAGACGCCUCGGAAGUGGGACUCGGGGCGGUCUUAUCCCAAGACGUAGGGGGCGAGGAACAUCCCGUCCUAUACAUUAGCCGGAAACUGUUCCCACGCGAAAAGAACUAUGCGGUGGUCGAGAAAGAGGCCCUAGCCGUGAAGUGGGCUUGUGAAGCUCUCCGCUAUUACAUCCUGGGAGUCCCCUUCACCCUAGUCACCGACCACUCCGCCCUUCAGUGGUUAGGCCGCAUGAAGGACCACAACAUGCGGCUGCAACGAUGGUACCUGGCGCUCCAGCCGUUUGCUUUCACGGUCCGCCAUCGGGCUGGUAAGGAGCACGCAAACGCGGAUUUCCUUUCCCGGUUGGGGGGUGUGGAAUGGGCUGGCCCCGCUGCACGGGAACCAGCCUUGGGGGGGGGGUCGUGUAGUGAGGCGGCCUGGGCCCCGACGGCCCCUGAGGGAGAGGAGCCUGAAUUGGCACCCAAGUGGGCGGAGCCACCGCCACCUGUUCCCGCCCCCCGGAAGUCAAGGGGCGGGACAGGA